Molecule: messenger RNA, 2989 nt
Organism: Ilex paraguariensis (yerba mate)
Lineage: Eukaryota; Viridiplantae; Streptophyta; Magnoliopsida; Aquifoliales; Aquifoliaceae
Source: the annotation of a GenBank genome assembly
AAAUAUUCUCAUUGACGAGCCAGCAUAACCAUCGUCUUCACCGAUGUCUUGGCUUUGUAGGCAUCGCCUUCUCGGAUUUAAGCAUCUCCUCUUCCUCCUCCGUCGAUGCCCCUUGUCACUUCAUAUUAUGCCCAUUUUCUAGUUUUGAUCAUCAUCGUCAUCCAUGGACUGCAAUACCUCCUCUUGAAAAGAAUUUCUGCACCCAUUCAUUUAAUCCAUAAAUCAAUCUUCUUCUCAUUUUUGUGGGUGUUUUUGAAUCUGUGCCACUUGAGCUUCUCCAUCUUCUUUCCGAAAAACAAUACUAGUUCUUGUGGUUUUGAUUUCAAAUAUCACAGUAGCCUUUCAAGUGUUUGAAAUUAAGCCUCUGAAGAGUUUUAAUGCUUUGAGGUCCAAAUUGCAAGUCCUAAUUCUAAAAGAUAUUUGUUACUACUCAGAAAGAAAUGGAGAUUUCGUCGAGACACAGCAGGGCAUCACAGCUUCAGUCCUUAUCAACAACAAGGAGGCGGAGCGGCUAUGAACCAUCAGAUACCGAGACUGAAUGGCAUGAAACUCCGUGGCAUGACCACACCAAGAAAAAUGAGUAUUUUGGUUCUGAAGAGCCUAAAAUAGCUUUGGAUGAAGCUAAAAACAGAACUCCCUCGAGAUCCACCCGGAAAGACACUGUGCAGUUUGAACAUGAAGCUGUUUCUCCUAUUAAGGCUUUGACAGCUAGUCCCACUCGAAGGAGGCCCAGUAAGUCACCUUACAAGCCGAGAAGAGAUGAUGGUAAUGCUCGUUCACCUCCGCCUGUUUCUGAAUUUCACAGAAACGUUAGUCCUCUUCCUCUUACCCCAGGUUAUGAAUUUUCUGAUAUUCGUAAGAAUAUUAGUCCUUUUUCAAAAUCAGAACGUCGCAGACAUGUUCCUUCCCAUAAAUCCAUGAGAGAGGACCAUGAUUUGAAUAAUUAUGAGAUUGUCAGCUCAAAUAGAAAGCAAAACGAUAGAUAUUCCAUUAAAGACAGUAGUAAAGUGAGUGAGAAAUCGAAUUACAGCCGUAGAUCAGCUUCUGCUCCAAGGCCGAGAUCAAGAGAGAAGGACCGACAGAUCAAAUUUGAUCAUACAGAUGAAAAGAAAGAGGAUAGGACACCCUCUCCAUUGCCAAGGAAUAUUCUUGGGAAAGAUAGGGAAGCUUCCCAUAAAAAUGCUUCUUCAGUAGGUGAAAUCAACGAAAUGAUUGUGAAUGCAAAGAUUUCUAGAGGUCCGAUAAACAAUGAUCCAAACUUUGAAAGCACAGAGUCCAUUUCACCAGGUGACAUUUUCUUUUCACGGGACUAUGCAGCCUUGGCGAUGCAAAAGAUCACAUUUCCAAAGAAUGGUGGGUUUUGCACCGAUAGAAAUCCUGGUUCUCAUCAACGAAACAUGUCAAAUGGCACUUUCAAUCAUAAAACCGGGGCGAUUUCAUCUAGUACUAUUUUGACACAAACAACUACAACUAACGGCUCUUCUGUAAGCAGGGAGAGCGACGCUAGCGGGAGGACAAGUGAAAGCUUGAAAAAAUUCACAGCAAACAGACAGAAGAGGCAUGGUGAAGCAUGGUUUUCUUGCAUCAAGAAGGUAUCUUGCAGGACCUCAAAAAAAUCACCAGAAAAAGAACGAGCAUUUGAUGAAGCUUCAUUCAUAGAGAAAGCGUUUGUGGUUGAAAGCCUGAGACAAUUCUGGGCUGAUAAGCAUCAACCCACUUCUUUGAAUGGAUUUAUUUGCCACAAAAAAGAAGCUCAAUUACUUAAACAACUUAUAGCCACUGGAGGCUGUCCACACAUUUUGCUCAAGGGGCCUUCUGGUUCUGGGAAGAAAGCCCUGGCAAUGGCUCUUCUACAUGAAAUUUAUGGGGACACUGUUUCCAAUAUAACUCAUGAUUUGAGAUACUUCCAGAUUCAGGAAGCAAGGCCAAUGGAAGUAGUCGUUCCUGUAACCUCCAGUGCUCACCAUGUGGAGCUUAAUGUCUACUUGGAACCCAAUGCCAGAUAUGCAUUGAUGGCUUUAGUCAAGCAAAUAAGCAGCAACUAUGCAGUUACUCCUGAAAUCAGCAAUGUUAAUUUUAAUGCAGCAGAUUAUACAGUACUGGUUCUUUAUGAUGUUGACAAAGUUUCGGAGAGCAUUCAGCACCUGAUAAAAUGGAUCAUGGAUUGUUACACAGAUGCUUGUAAACUCAUACUCUGCUGUGAGGAUGAUGUGGACAUACUUGAACCGGUGAAAGAUCGCUGCAAGGUUUUUAAGAUUGAUGCUCCUGUAACUCAUGAAAUCAUGGAAGUUCUUAUUCAGAUAGCAAGGAAGGAAGACAUUGAACUAUCCAUGAGCUUCGCAGCAAAGAUUGCUACUAAAUCAAAGCAAAACCAGAGGAAAGCAAUUAUGGCCCUUGAAGCAUGCAAGGCACACAAUUAUCCUUUUGCCGAUGACCAACCAAUUCCAAUGGGAUGGGAAGAGGUCCUGGUGGAAAUUGCUGCAGAAAUCCUAGCUGAUCCAUCACCUAAAAGAUUAUUUUUAAUAAGGGGAAAGUUCCAAAAGCUUCUAGUGGAUUUCGUUCAUCCUAAACUGAUGCUCCUGAAACUAGUCGAACAGUUCCUUAAGGGAGUAGAAGCUAGUUUGAAAAGGGAACUUUACUAUUGGCAUGCUUAUUAUGAUAAAAGACUUCCAAUGGGAACAAGUGCAUUACUAAAGUUAGAAGAAUUUGUGGCCAAGUUCAUGAGCAUAUACAGGAAGAGUUCCAGCAAUAGUCUGCAGUCAUAGUCUGUAAGCAGAUUUGUCUUUGUCGAGACUAUUGUUUUAUAAGCUAUACCUUGGUUUCUCUAUGUGGAGUUGCUACACGUUAAGCUUUUGUUUGAUACUUGAUAUUAAAAGAACCCAAAAUUGGAUAACAAUGUACUUCAAACACAAUGAAUGAAUUUGUAUGUGCACUUGUUUGUAGCAAUAAAAUGAAGAUCUAUACAGUAUUUGAUGGCCCUGAAAGCAUA